GGAUUUACCCAGUUUACUGAAAACAACGCGGAAAUAAAUUCAAUCCAAAGAAAAGUGACGCAUUACACAUUUAUGAUAGUUUAUCUCAUCAUUGUUGUUAUGUAACAAUAUAUUCGGUACAGGUUACACCAGUAAAAAGGCACCAUGUCUACAGCGGAAGUUAGGGUCGUUGCCUUGCGUUCACCAAAUUGGAAAGAACAAAGUCAUUUUAACUUCAGUAUCGAAAUCGUGCCAAAGAAAAAAGCCGAUUCCGUAGUAAAGGAAAGGCAAACAGAAGAGUAUGACGUAGAUGACUGUAUUGUUCCACCAAUGUCUCCCGAUAUUGAACUGCCUUUGGAUAAGGACAAGAAAUGCCAGGUUAAAUUCGCCAUCGAAGGCGGUCUCAAGCCAGCUGCAGACAUGCAUGAUGGCGAAUAUAUGAUAGUGUAUUCAGAUGAAGGAAAAACAGAUGCCCGAAAAAUCCUGUUUUUAAUUCCAAACAAUGUUUCGGACAAUGCCAGCAUUGUUUUCAAAGUAGGAGACACGUUCAAACACGAGAUAAGCAUUGUUGAUGUCCCGUGUCAAACAGAAACAGUUUCUCCUGGACUGGUUGCGGUGAGCAUCUCUGGUGGCGCCAUCUCAGGUGCGAGCAGUAAUGAACCAUCCAAUGGCGAGAAUAUGAUGUUUCGCUAUACUGUUAAAAAUGAAAUCAAAGCCCCCUACUUCAAUCACUCCGAAGACGUAUUUAUCGUAGACAAAAAACCACUUGUUUUCUACAUGAAUACUGCUUGUAAAAAAUACCCGGAUGAAUUUACAACCUACUCGGCUACCUACUUCCCAAAACUUGGCUACUUUAUUGACUCAAUAAACGGUUUGGCCGGCGACUGGGGUACUGAUAAGUCAUAUUGGAGAAUACUAAACUUCAGUCAACCUCUGUCUGUCGGGAUGAGUUCAUAUGUUCCCAGACCGGGCAAUAACAUCGUAUUUAACUUCACCAUAUAUGAAAAAGGGAACUGUACUGACCAUGAAGCAACGACAGAGACUCCUUCCAACAUGAGCUCCAAUGCGCAAGUCGUUACUUCGACUCAGAAGUUCAGAUACACAGUCCGCAACGACACGGUUAAAUCCUGCUGUCCACCUUCCGUCCGCCUGGGAAUUGAAGACAAACAGCCGCUGAUUUACUAUAUGGAGAAGGCAUGCGACAAAUACCCCAAGAAAUUCAAAAAAUUCUCCGUGUCCUACAAGCAAUCUUUAAAUGGUUACGUCGUUGUUGCGAUUAAUGAAGUCAUUGGAAAUCGGGACGAGAAGACAAUCUGGCGCAUUCUGAACGCGACAGGCCGGGUCGACUUAGAUGAGAUCAAAUAAGAAACAAAACAGUCUGCAUUUUCUCAAAAACACUUUAGUAAUUACUCACUAACAUGUAAAGUCAGUUCAUCAUAGAACUUUACAGCCUUAAAUGGUUUUAAAUUUUAAAUGUUUUAACGCUGUAAGGAUCAUAAUUACUCAUAUGUUAUCUUGAAUUAUGGUCAAAAAGUCGGAAACAGUUAUUUUAGAGCAUUGCCAAGCAUUUUACUAGAGUAAUUACUCAAAUAGUUUCAGUGUACCCAACGUUUUUUAAACUUUUUAUUGAUCUUUCAGGGGCGUGUGCCAAAAAACAAUAAACAAGAGACACAAACGUAUAAACACCAAUACAAAAAAGUCAGAUACAACAAACAGGCCACACACUCUAAUCAAAAUAAAUUUGCCUAUGAAUGACGAGAUUACCGUCUUGGAACAUCUCUCGUUAAUUCCGCUAACACAGUAUAUUCAAUCGAUUUUACUUGAGUGGUACAAUUAUCUGUAAUAAUUUCCAUUUUCAUUGAUAGGUGUUAGCAGUUACGUCCCCACUCCUGACGAUGAAAUCACCUUACGAUUUGAAAACCUAGACAAAUCAACUGUUGCUGCCAUACAUUGUAAUUCAUUUUCCUACGACAAUGGUCCAAAUAUUGAAAUAAGGGACGAUGAAGAAUUACGCGAUGAAAAUCAAAAACUUGUCUUAAAACUAUAAUCGAUUUUAGUGUUUGGGGAUCAGCUCUAGGGUAGUAUUCGAUAUGCAACUUGAUUUAAUCUUAU
Molecule: messenger RNA, 2091 nt
Organism: Mya arenaria
Lineage: Eukaryota; Metazoa; Mollusca; Bivalvia; Myida; Myidae
Exons: 8
Coding region: 145-1344 (399 amino acids)
Source: RefSeq, a predicted model, not a curated record